UAAAUCCUGAGGAAGACUCUUAAGGAAUAGAAGUGUAAAGGGUAUUCAGGCUUGAAUCAACGAUUUCUAGCUAAUUUUUUUUAUUCAUUUCUGAUACUCACUAGUGAAAUUAUGUCACGCAUUAGUGAAGGGUAUUUCUGCGACUUGCAACUAUCUUGGAAAAGUUCUGAGAGAAAAUAUUUGUGCUACGUUUUUUAGCAUCCACUGUGGAUUAAAUUUCUCCGAGUUUCAGUUGAACAUUCUCUAUCGCUGUAUUAAGCUGCUAAGAAACUUAAUAAUUUUGAGAGGGAAAAACUGUAUUUGACAAAUAUGAAAGUAAAAUGAUAAGACAAUAUUAAUUAAAAAAAUUUGUUUAACAGUUGUCAUCACACAGUAUUUUACAGCUGCAUUCUCUAACCAAAUAAUGUUGAAGUCUCUUGAAUUCUUGGAAUGUGGUUUGGUUAGGCCAAAUUCUUUUCGAAGUGCUAUCACAUUAAAUCGUGUAAUUGAUCUGGAGCUGAGCAACCACAGCAGUUUAGAACCUUGUCAUACAGCUGGUGUUAGAAGCUUAGAUAUAGAUAAAAUAGAUGAAAGAUACUUAUUGUCUGGUGGAAAGAAUGGAGCUUUAUAUAUUCAUGAUCUUUUGAAUUCUACUGGAAGAGCAUCUUAUGUGUCAAAAGCUGUGUGCAAAAUUCCCUAUGUGCCGCCAUUUUCAAAAUGGCUGUUGCCUUUUGCAUAUUAGCUGGGCACAAGAUUAGUCACCAAUGAAUUGCUGACUUUUUGGAGCUUCGUACAGAUAACCAGAAAGUACCAACAAGUAUGUA
Stegodyphus dumicola is the source of this 803-nucleotide messenger RNA. Its product is annotated as DNA excision repair protein ERCC-8-like. Gene Ontology annotation, biological process: transcription-coupled nucleotide-excision repair; protein polyubiquitination; proteasome-mediated ubiquitin-dependent protein catabolic process. Gene Ontology annotation, cellular component: Cul4A-RING E3 ubiquitin ligase complex; nucleotide-excision repair complex. The record is from RefSeq and is a predicted model, not a curated record. NCBI's taxonomy places the organism in Eukaryota, Metazoa, Arthropoda, Arachnida, Araneae, Eresidae. Gene Ontology annotation, molecular function: protein binding.